Molecule: messenger RNA, 2760 nt
Organism: Xenopus tropicalis (tropical clawed frog)
Lineage: Eukaryota; Metazoa; Chordata; Amphibia; Anura; Pipidae
Gene: lrrc39
Product: leucine rich repeat containing 39
Exons: 9
Coding region: 376-1344 (322 amino acids)
Cellular component (GO): M band
Source: RefSeq, marked provisional
AAAAAUUCUGUGGUAGCGUGAGUGACCCAUUAAGGAACUAUGUUGGAUCCUGUUUAUGUCAUGUAAUUCUUGGAUAGAUCCUAAAGUGUUGCCCCUGUUGGGAAUAUUUUGCCAACCCAUGAGGAGAUACUGGCGUGUGGGUGCCAGCUCUGGGCUAUCUCUUGCAUGGACUGCCUUGUCUUACAGAAGAGACUCCUAAUGUCACCUGCACACUUCUUUGGGACAAUGACAGUAUGGAUUCUAGUAUGAUAUAUGGGAUCCUGAGCUACUGCCUGAUUAUACUUGUAACUCCUGUUGUCUUACAGGGAGCAGUAAACUGGCCCUCUUCUUGUAUUGAGAUAUCCAAAGGCUUGUGAUGGGGCCUGAAUGGUAAACAUGCCUGCCGUAGUUUGUGUAGGUUCUUUCUCUGGGAUCCGAGCUCUAUGGGAGGGCCGCAUCCAAAAGCACCAGGAGGAGCUGAAAUCGGAGAAUGACCGCAGAACAAGGGCAUCUGUGGGACAAAUAUCUAAUGUAUGGGAGAGUCGCAUCCAACUGUCCAGACUGAAGGAAAAGGUUUCUAAUGAAGAUGGAAGAUUGAUCCUACGAAUUGAAAAGGAAGAGUGGAAGACACUGCCACCAUGUUUGGUGAAGAUUCCUCAGCUCCAGGAAUGGCAGAUACAUCGCACAGGUCUAACCGCAAUCCCCACAUGCAUUGUGUAUUUUACUAACCUACUGGUCCUGGAUUUGUCCCGGAAUUCCAUAACUAAAAUCCCACGAGAGAUUGGAACACUCACUAACUUGCGCGAGCUCUUGCUUAGCUAUAACCGGAUCUCAGAGGUUCCCGCAGAACUCAGCACCUGUGAGAGUCUGGAAAAGCUGGAUCUUUCUGUAAAUCGAGAUAUUUCAGAUCUUCCUUCCCAACUCAUCUCUCUGGCACGACUUGUACACCUGGACCUGAGCAUGAACCAGUUUGCCAGCAUCCCCAGGACAGUAGUUGAGCUGCCAGCUCUAGAGUGGUUGGAUAUGGGGAGUAACAGGCUGAAGGAACUUCCCCAGGACAUAGACAGGAUGCAGCAUUUACACACCUUGUGGCUACAGCGUAAUGAAAUUUCUCAUCUGCCAGACUCCAUAGGUUCCAUGAGGAAUCUCAGCACCCUGGUUCUCUGCAACAAUCAGCUGAGGGGAAUCCCUAAAUGUCUGCAGAGCUUGUCCAGCCUCUGGUUUGUUAACUUCAGAGAUAAUCCUCUUGAGCUUCAAGUGACACUGCCUCGGUGUGAGGAUGAGGAGGAAGACAGGGAACUAUUUGGGCUGGAGUUCAUGAAUGCAUAUAUAGAGGAGUCCCUCAGGCUUGGAACAACAGAUUAACCCAAGACUGCAAAUGGAGUUUGAAUAAACAGUCAAUAAAAGAAGAUAUGUGCCAUUGUGGAAGCAUGGGGCAACUUCGACAAGACAGACAGGCCUUACAUUACAGUCAUGGUGCAAUAUGGCGUUUAAGGAUUAAUGAGAUGAAGCACAGUCACCUGACAAACCCAAGAUUCUGUAUAGCUGCCUGUGAUUGUUUUCUUUCCGUGUAUACAGAAUAUUUGACAUCAGUACAGUUCCUGUUUACAGCUCACUCCUCAUGAGGUGAGCUUUGGGAUAGGUUACCGUGGUAUUGCUGUGAGCAAAACAUUUUCUAGAGACACUUCAGGCUCUGUGUAAUACUGCAAUGCUGCAAUGUAUCCCAUACGCUGUAGGAAAUCUACACGGCCAUAGUCUAUGAGUAGCUUGCACAGUCUUCCCAAGCUCUCCCUCUCCUUCACUGUCAGAAACCUGGAAAAUAAAGGGAAUAUUUGAGCCAUGCAGAAAAUAAAGCAUAGUUAUACUAUCCUAUGAUGGGCCAGAACAUACCACGAGGAGCCAUUUUUUGCUCAAGGCUGCUACAAUACCAUGUAUUUGCUCAUUUUUUCCAAAAUCCUGAAAUAUGUGACGUUAACCCAAGGUGCUCAUUAACUGGCUAUAGAAUUCUCUUUGUAAUGUAUUAUUACUUUUGUCAUCUUGGGUUCUUAAAUAUUAUGACAGCCCUUUGUUAAUAGUGACCAUCAACAACAAAAGAAUAGUACACAAAUAAACUGAUGCCUCUUACCUUUCAACUGUCUCUGAAUGACAGUUCUGUUGCUCUGCAUCAUGCUCCUCUGACUCCAUCUGUUCAUCAGACUGAAUAGCCUUGGCCGGCAGUCUCAUGCCACAGGUAGCCCAACUGGACAUGCGUUGAAAAAGGCUGAAUUCCCUCUGAUCCAAUCCCAGACUUUGGAAGAACUCUCUGCCUACAUAGUGAUGCCAGUCACAGCGAUGAUGGCAGCAAAGAGCAAUGGCAAUACCUCCCACACAGGUGGAAUAAGCUGGAUUUGCUUUGUCGCAUUCAUUUUUCACUGUUCCCUGCUCAAAGGUGUCUGUCCUGGGUUUUUUUGGAAAAGGUUCUCCAUUGGCAAGAGAGUUACUCUGCAUAAGACAGCGCAGUGCCAGGUCUGCAACACAGUACACACUUCAGCUACUAAGGAAAUCAGAAAUACUAUGGCUACAGUUACAAGUGACUCCUGCAAUGUACACAAUUACUAUCAAGAUAAAAGAUAGUCUUUACUCGGGUCAAAUGCAUUACUUCACUGAAAAGUAUAUAAUAGACAUUUAUUUAAUCUGAACUACCAUUAACUGUAUCAACAGGAUUUACAAUUCCUUUAAUGUUUCAGACAUGUGCUGCUUUUGGUCAAUUUUUUUCUGUAAAAAUAAACACUUUUAAAAUUA